Molecule: messenger RNA, 3273 nt
Organism: Cladocopium goreaui
Lineage: Eukaryota; Dinophyceae; Suessiales; Symbiodiniaceae
Source: the annotation of a GenBank genome assembly
AUGCCGCGGAGGUUUUCGAACACCUAUUUUGCCAACACCUUGGCCACGGACACCUUCCGCGAGUCGCAGGAUUGGUUUCAGCAUGAGCGGGGCAAUGCCAUUGAAAUGAGGACGCCACGGUAUUCUCCAAGUCCAUCCCCUCGUCGGCAAGGCCUCUUCGACAGUCCGGCUGGGGCGUCACCGGGAGCUAUGCGACGAUGUAUGUCUGAGCGUGGCCUUGUCAAACCACAGGAGAAGCCAGUGAGCCUCUUUAACCGUGACGAGCCGUUCUGGACCAGCCCUCGGUCGCCGCGGAGUUGGAAGGCAGAUCAUCCUGCAAGUGCGGCACGCGGCAGGUCUACCGAGACAUUGCUGCCCUUGAAGAUGAGGGAACUCAGCCCACGCGACACAUUGCAGGAUCGGCCUCCUGCCGGUAGGUCGAAGAGCCCCACCUUCGACGUGUCCGAAAACUGGAUGGCGUGGUCGAGACCGCCAGAGCCUGUGUCUCCGAGAUGCGAUCGCAACAUGCCGCCAGGGCCGCAGGAAAGAGUCCCGUCCUCCAAUUUCCAGAGCCCUGUGCGGCGGAUGCACAGUGGCAAAAUCACUCGCAACUCUGAAAACUGGUUGCGCAAUGUGACAGAUGGCCAGGAUGCCAAGCCUUUGCCUCCAAUGAUUGCCAACAGCGAGAACUUCCACAUCUCUCGUGGCAAGAAGACUGGGAUCUACAAGGAUCUAGACAUCGCGAAGCACCUGGUUCGCUUUGAAGCUGACAGGGUGCCAGCUGCUCCAUUGAGCCAUCGAAGGCAUGACUUUGCAGAUCAUCCGCAGGCAGUGAAGCAUAUGGAAGAGUUGAGGACAUUGAGUCCACGGAGGAUUGCAGAGGCUGCCCGGGCGGAUCUUACAAGUCCAGGCCGUCAUAAAUCUGUUGCUGCAGAUUUUGGGCACCGGACGAGUGGAGAGAUGGCUGCUGCGGUGCAGCCUGAGCUGAGCCCCAGGGCUGCUGGUGCUGAGAAAUAUGUGGUGGGCGAUGAGAUCUUCGACAUGGAAAACAACGGCCGGCGGAAGACCGAUCUGCGAAAGGCGAGCAUCCGGCACCACAGCAACUCGGAUGUCGUCAAAGAUCAUCUGCAACCGUCGCCCUUCACAUCAGCCAUCCCAGGGUCGAAAGAAGAGGCUGAAAGACGUGUUCACGUCUAUGGCGACUUCUCGGUGACACCUGCCACCAUGCCCAAAGACACCGCCUACAUCCACUCUGGCCUGAAGGUGGUCAAGUAUCAAACCCGUUCUCCCGGCACGGCGCGUUCCAGCCCUGCAGAUGAUCCGCAGUCCAAGGUAAAGCCCAAAGAGGCGAACACACACUGCGGCCCACCUGCGACUGAUGCCGGCUGCGCAACACGCGUAGAAAGCAGGUCUUUGGGAGCUGUGGGCUACAGCUGGGGCUUUCUUUUGUCCUCGCCGGCCGAUGCUGAGUAUGAUAUGACCCCGGCUGCAAGUUGGGGCAUUGAAGGAGACCAGCAUUUUCUGCCAGAGCCAGAAGCACUACUGGUAGACAAGGAAGACGGUGAGCAGCGUGCAGAAGCAACAACAAACACUUGGACACGAGAAAGAAAGACACCCCGAAGCCAUACCUGUGACCUGCAAAAACAUCAACAACGCAAUGCGGACAACACCACAAACCUGAAGAAUCAAUUUCUUGCCGGGUCAAGUAGACCUGUUUUUCCUUUCAGCAUCCUGGCAAAGCGACAUUUGACCCAUUUGACCAAUGAUGGGAGUCGGGAGUGGCUUCAGCAUGACAGCCUUGGCCGACUAGUCGCCUUGGCGUCCUUUCGAAACCUGGCCUCAGUGCAGCGGCCCAUGUUCUGGGACCUCAAUGUUGCCUGGGAUCCCAAACGCGCUGCGGCCUCGGCAGACUUGGCGCUCAGGUUUGGUUUCGCUGGCCUUGCAUACAACGUGACCUUGCAAGGGCAACAGCUGCUGGAGCUGCAGGAGCAUCGGCUGGUUGAGGUGCUCUCCAACUUGCAGGUCCUCAAAGUCUUCAAUGCAGGACUGAAGGAGCUGCCGACAUCUUUAUGGAACUGCCGGCAACUGCGGCAGUUGGAUGUGGGAGGCAAUCCCCUGGGCGAGAGCUUCCCUGGGGCUGCUGUGGCUGCACAUUUGCAGCAGCUGGAGAUCUUGUUUGCCUCCAAAAUUGGAAUGAAGGAUUUGCCAAAUCUUUCUGAAUGCCAAAAGCUUCGGAUGGUAGGCAUCAAGGACAACCAGCUGACUGUUUUGGAUGGCAAAUUGUUACCGGAGACAACCGAGUGGCUGAUUGCAGCGGGGAAUCAGAUCAGUUCGUUGCCAAACAUUGGGCGACUGAAGAAGGUGCGUAAGUUGAUGUUGAGUCACAACCAGCUGACCACGGCCACCUUGGCGCCGGUCGCGGAGAUCGAGGGCUUGGAGAUGAUCCGAGUCGCGGCCAACCGCCUGGAGGCCUUUCCGGAGCCCUUGUUGACACACAAGCGCCUUGCCUGGGUGGCGCUGGGUGCAAACCCCAUGGCGGAAGAAGCUUUGACAAGGCACCUCGCAGCUGGUUUUCGGAGUCUGGACUUCAAGGAGGUUCAGAUGGGAGAGAAGUUAGGGAGCGGUGCUGGAGCCACUGUCUACCAGGGCCAAUGGCAGGGCAGGACGGUGGCCGUGAAGCUCUUCGACGCCGAGACGUUUUCAGACGGCACAGCGCUCUCCGAAUGGGCCGCCAACCGCGUGGCCUCGCAGCCGGGCCACCCGGCGCUGGUGCAGGUGCUGGGAACUUUUGAGGAUCCCCGUGGCAUGGUCCUGGAGCUUCUUCAGAACGCCAAGGCUGCGGCGAGUCCUCCCAGCUUCGCCACGGUGACGCGUGAUGCCCUGCCGUGCCACGGGGCGCCCGGCGUGCUCUACGCGCCGAAGGCGGCGCGGCAGAUCGCGGCGCAAGUCAGUGCGGCGGCGGAAUAUUUGCACAGCAAAGGUCUGAUGCAUGGAGACAUUUACCUCCACAACACCCUGGUGAUCCGCGAUGCAAAUGCCACAUCGGCCACCGUCAGCGACGUUCGACUUUCGGAUUUUGGUGCCUGUGCCGCCGUGGAUGCACCCGAGCUGCGCAGGUUGGAAGUUCGAUCCUUUGGAUGGCUGUUGCAAGAUCUCUUGGAAUGUCAUGCGGAGCCAGAGACCCCGGAGGACGCCAAGAUCCUGGAGUUGAUGAAGGAGUUGCGUGCCAGUUGUGGUGCUGAGGAUCCCAAUGAGCUGCCAAGUUUCAAAGAACUGCGGGAGAAAUUGGCUUGA